Molecule: messenger RNA, 642 nt
Organism: Hyla sarda
Lineage: Eukaryota; Metazoa; Chordata; Amphibia; Anura; Hylidae
Gene: PTTG1IP
Product: PTTG1 interacting protein
Exons: 7
Coding region: 108-599 (163 amino acids)
Biological process (GO): protein import into nucleus
Cellular component (GO): cytoplasm; nucleus
Source: RefSeq, a predicted model, not a curated record
GGGCGGGGUGAGGAGGUGUCGGUGACGUCACCAGGGGGUAGCGGGAGGAGAGUCACGUGUGGUACGCGGAUCUGCGUUAGUCAGAAGGACGCUGUUCUUGGCCGAGGAUGGGGCAUCUCCGUUGUUUGGCCGUGUUAGUCGGGCUGCUGGUUGUAGCCACCGCCGCUGACACAGAAUGCUCCAAAAUGACAAACACAACCUGUGAGACCUGUCUGAAGAAUGUGACGUGUUUGUGGUGCAACACGAAUAGCAAGUGCGUGGAUUAUCCUGUUAAGAACAUCCUGCCCCCGUCAUCACUAUGUAAACUGAGGGACGCCCGCUGGGGGAUAUGCUGGGUAAAUUUUGAAGCUGUGAUCAUCACAGUAUCUGUGGUCGGAGGAGUCCUCAUUUUGUCCCUGAUAAUCUGCUGCUACUGCUGUUGUAGAAAAAAGAAGAGUAGGAACUCAAGCCUAGAGACUGAAAAAUCCAUUAGGGAAAAGGAGGAGAGACGAGUGCGUCAGGAAGAAAGAAGAGUUCAGAUGAAGAGUCGACAUGAUGAAAUAAGAAAGAAAUAUGGUUUGUUCAAAGAAGACAAUCCCUAUGCAAAGUUUGACAGUUAGGUUCUGGAUGUUGUCAGCCCAAGGAUGUCAGUCUAUACCUUUU